AUGGUAGCUCUUCACCAGCCUCCCACUAUGCUCCGUAGCAGUUUCAACGCUCCACAUUCUCCUUACGGUGUUCCACAACAUCGUCCCGGAAUACCACAUGUUCACGUAGGCCUCAAUGGGGGUGUAAUGGCUCCUCAAAUGUACCAAUAUUAUCCCUCGCGUCCUAUGCCCGGAAUGCCAAUGCCUCCUCCACGUCAACCAUUCAGCUCUCCAAAUCCUCCCAUGCACAUGCCCUAUCCCAUGCCACCGCCAAACUUUAGAGGAAACCACGGUGGUUCAGGGUAUGGUGGUUGCAGUGGAAGUAACUGCGGUCAUUGGGGUGGUUGUCACAGUGGUCAUUGCGGUAUCUUCUACGACUUCCGUCCAUGCCACUCAACAGAAUGCUAUGAUGGACCUGUUCAUGGUUUUGACUGCUUUGAUGGCUAUUGCCAACGUGUCUGCAAUGGUAGCAUUUGCAGAGACUUCAUUCAACGCGGAUGCAGUGGAAAGAGCUGCCGUGACGAUGAAGAGGAAGCAGGAUCAGAUGAAAAGCGAUCUGAAGAUAAAAGCUAA
Molecule: messenger RNA, 552 nt
Organism: Rodentolepis nana
Lineage: Eukaryota; Metazoa; Platyhelminthes; Cestoda; Cyclophyllidea; Hymenolepididae
Source: the annotation of a GenBank genome assembly